GGCCAAUGAGGAGUGUGCGGGGGAAGGGCGCCCCCUCUGGGUCAGGGGAUGCCCCGGCAGGAGCCGCCUGUCUAUAUAACAGCGAGGACUCUGCUCUGACUGACGCACUCUGAACACUGCUCUGCGCCCGAGUCUGAACACUGCUCUGCCUCCAAGCUGAUAACAAUGGCUCUCCAAAGUGUGAUGGUCACUCUGAUGAAAACUUUUGAUAGUUAUGCAAAGGGCGAUGGAGACAGCGGCACCCUGAGCAAGAGCGAGCUCAUCAGCCUGGUCCAAAAAGAGUUCCCAGCUCUGUGUGAAAGUCAAAAUAAGGAUGAAAUUCUCAAAGGAAUUUUUGGACAGAUGGACAUGGACGGUGACAACAAAGUCAAUUUCAAGGAAUUCAUCAUCUUUCUGGCCUGUCUGACCAUCUCCUUAAAGGAAAGCCUCUAAAUGCGGAGGGCAACGAGCGGAGAUGUGUUCUAUCAUUGUAAUAUCUGUCAAUAAAAUGUUCAGACUCGUUA
This is a messenger RNA of Bufo gargarizans (Asiatic toad), 503 nucleotides long. RefSeq names its product protein S100-G-like. NCBI's taxonomy places the organism in Eukaryota, Metazoa, Chordata, Amphibia, Anura, Bufonidae. Gene Ontology annotation, cellular component: extracellular exosome; cytoplasm. The transcript has 3 exons. Gene Ontology annotation, biological process: endothelial cell migration. Gene Ontology annotation, molecular function: transition metal ion binding; calcium ion binding. The record is from RefSeq and is a predicted model, not a curated record. Bases 166 to 432 code for a protein of 88 amino acids.